AUGGAUCUCGACUGGCACCUGAUGCCGAUUUCUGAGGAAGCAGCAUCAUCACAGCCUCCUCCUUCACAUUCGAAUUAUAUCGCAGAUACACGUCCGCGAAAGAAGAAAGCGCGAACUCUCCGCGAGAGUGACUGGGAGCCAUACAAAGACAGGAUCAUACAGUUGCAUCAUGUCGAAAAGAGACCGCUCCCGGAAGUCAGGAUCUUGAUCGAACAAGAGUUCGGUUUCAUUGCUGAGUCUCGUCUGACCCAAUGGAAGCUCGACAAGAACAUCAAACCAAACGAGAUGAAGGCCAUCGUCAGACACCACCAACAGCGAAAUAUCGUCGAGACAGACAAGAACGAUCUCAAGUUCCGCGUGAGAGGCCAAGAAGUUGAACUUCACAAGAUUGAGAGGUGGAUGAAGAGACACGACAUCGGAGAGAGCAUGGUGCAUGCUCCCAGCCCUGUCGCUUGUAAGUUACUCUUGGGGGAGAUACUGGCUACAUGA
Molecule: messenger RNA, 489 nt
Organism: Alternaria arbusti
Lineage: Eukaryota; Fungi; Ascomycota; Dothideomycetes; Pleosporales; Pleosporaceae
Exons: 2
Coding region: 1-489 (162 amino acids)
Source: RefSeq, a predicted model, not a curated record